Trifolium pratense (red clover) is the source of this 1033-nucleotide messenger RNA. Its product is annotated as vacuolar protein sorting-associated protein 2 homolog 2-like. Gene Ontology annotation, biological process: protein transport; endosome transport via multivesicular body sorting pathway; late endosome to vacuole transport. The transcript has 11 exons. Bases 177 to 827 code for a protein of 216 amino acids. NCBI's taxonomy places the organism in Eukaryota, Viridiplantae, Streptophyta, Magnoliopsida, Fabales, Fabaceae. Gene Ontology annotation, cellular component: multivesicular body; ESCRT III complex. The record is from RefSeq and is a predicted model, not a curated record.
GGUUACGUGUCACAGCACGUUCCCUAACGUCUCUCUUCUCAUCAUUCAUUCAUACUCUCUCUCUCUCUCUCACACACACACACACACACACACACUCUUCAUCACUCUAGUGCUGCUACUGUUACUUCCUCCACUUCGCUUCUUCUUCAAUUAGGUUUUCAUUUUCUUCAACAACAAUGAACAUCUUCAAGAAGAAAACCUCACCCAAAGAAGCUCUGCGACAAAGUAAGAGAGAAAUGUCUACUGCAACUAGAGGAAUUGAAAGAGAGAUAGCAUCGCUUCAGAUGGAGGAAAAGAAGUUGGUGGCAGAGAUUAAAAAAGAAGCAAAAACUGGAAAUGAGGCUGCUACAAGAAUCUUGGCUCGUCAACUAGUUAGGUUACGCCAACAGAUAACCAAUUUGCAGGGAAGUCGUGCUCAGAUCAGGGGUGUAGCAACUCACACACAGGCAUUAUAUGCAAGCACUUCAAUCUCGACAGGGAUGAAGGGUGCAACUAAAGCAAUGGUGGCAAUGAAUAAGCAAAUGGCACCGGCAAAGCAGGCUAAAGUGAUACAAGAAUUCCAAAAGCAAUCAGCACAAAUGGACAUGACGAUUGAGAUGAUGUCAGAAUCUAUUGAUGAAACUUUAGACAAAGAUGAAGCCGAGGAAGAAUCUGAAGAGCUCACUAACCAGGUUCUUGAUGAAAUUGGAGUGGAUAUUGCAUCACAGUUAUCUUCUGCUCCGAAAGGUCGGAUUGCUUCAAGGACAACUGAAAAUGUUGCUCCAAGAUCAGAAUCCCAAGAUGUUGAAGAGCUUGAAAAGAGAUUGGCUUCUCUACGAAGAAUAUAAAGAUCUGCUACAGCUGUUGAUAGAUGUGUUUCUUAAUGUACAAAUUCAUCAUAUAUUCUAUAUAGCAACAAUAAGAUUGUACUCUAAUGGCACCUCAUUUUGUUACUGCUUUUAUUCGUUGUUAGAUAUGAAGCAUAGUUGCGGGACUCGAAUGUAUCACUAGCAGAAGCAUUUAUAAAUUGGGCGUUUGUUUGGUUAGGAUCUAA